UACUUGUUGUUCCAGCUGCUAAAAGUGUUGUAGGAUCAAAAAACAGAGAAUUCCUUAAAUGUCACUUUAGUUCUCUUGAUGAAAUUGUUAAAGAAAAAUCUUCAAUAAACCAGAUCAACACAAACACUCAUUUAGAGCUGACACGUUCUCUAUCACACCAGAUGAAUUAAUAACGAAGUCAUAGUUCUGACAUCAGAAAUCAUUUCAAACGGAGAACAGGUCUGAUGUUUGUUUGUUUGUUUGUUGUUUGUUUGUUUGUUGUUUGUUUGUUGUGAUGUAACUGAUGACUCGUUUUAAAGGCCCACGUGACGCUCACCCACAGUCUCUGUGUUCCAGUGUUACAUGAACUCUGGUUUGUCCAUGAACUCCGUGAGCAGCUACAUGAGCGCGCCUGGCAUGACCGGCACCGGCCCCAUGAACGCGCCCUACGUGAACCCGGUGGGGGUCAGCCACUCGUCGGUACCGGGCGGGAUGUGUCAGAGCCCCGGGGCCGCGGUGCACUCCGGAGCCGGGAUGACACCGGGCCUGAGCUCCCUCAGCCCGCCGCCGUACGGCAGCAUGAUGAGCCCGGUGUACGGGCAGGCCUGCGGCCUCCGGUCCCGGGAGCCCAAACCGUACCGGAGGAGCUACACGCACGCGAAGCCUCCGUACUCGUACAUCUCCCUGAUCACGAUGGCGAUCCAGCAGGCCGCCGCCAAGAGGCUGACCCUGAACGAGAUCUACCAGUGGAUCACCGACCUGUUCCCGUUCUACCGGCAGAACCAGCAGCGCUGGCAGAACUCCAUCCGACACUCGCUGUCCUUCAACGACUGCUUCAUCAAGGUGCCCCGCUCCCCGGACCGACCGGGGAAAGGCUCCUUCUGGGCGCUGCACCCGGACUCCGGGAACAUGUUCGAGAACGGCUGCUACCUGCGGCGGCAGAAGCGCUUCAAGACCGGCAGGAGGCCCGGGACCGGGGCCGGGGCCAGGGAGGCGGCGGCGGGGAGGCCGGGCUCGGAGGGCGGCUCGGUCACCAGCACCAGCCCCGGCUCAGACUCCCAGCUCUCCCCGGCCUGCUCCUCCUCCCCUGCGGCCUCAGAGGUGAAGAGCUCCGGGGUCAAAGCUCACCUGCCCUCCAGCCCCGUGCGCGUGCCCUCCCCUCUCGCGCACACGCAGCAGCUGUUCUCGCAUCACCACCAUCACGCGCUACUGAUGCACGAGGCUGCUCACCUCAAACCAGACCCCCCCCACCACCACCAGCACCACCAGCACCACCAGCACCCCCACCACCCCUACCCCUCCUUCAACCACCCCUUCUCCAUCAACAACCUCAUGUCCGAGCCUCAGUACGGAGGGUACGGCUGCCCGGUGUCCGCAGCCCCGCUGGUGGCCGUCAAACCGGGCCUGGACCCCCCCCACACCGACACCGGCUACUACCACAGCGUGUACAGACCCAUCAUGAACAACUCGUGAGGUCACUGGAGUAAAAACUGACCAGGCCACAAGAACUGUGUUCCACUAUCCACCCUGUCACAACAUCUACACAUCUUUAUAGAGACACCACUUUUCUUUUAUUGCUUUUGUUUCAUUCCAUGUCUUCACAAGCUCCUUUAACACAAUUUAAAAUUUUAAAAGUGUGUCUGCUGCCAACAACACCGUCUAUCUGAAAACCAGAGCACAGAGGAAAAGAAGAAAUAAAUCAAAUACUUGAAUAAGAAUGAAACAAAUCAGACAAAUAAAUAAACUUCGGUGUGAGUUUCAACUUGAAGUAUAUUUUACUGUCACAUUUGAAGUCCUGUAGUUUAAAGUGUUUUUUAAUUAAACAAAGGGAAAAGCAGCUGAAAUUACUUUUUAUUUUUAACACUAACCCUGAACAUUCCCACGAUCUCCUGCAGACGUGGAUGAGAAGUGUUCUCCUCUUUAAUCCCAUUAACUCCAGAGAGUCGUGAUGUUUCACAGCUGACAACACGUCUCAGCGAGGACGCUUCUGUAAACUCACCGCUGCAGGAGAGUUGGUUGGAAACGUGUCGUGGCAGCCGGUCACCAUCUUCACCACGUCAGACUCAUAGACUGUAAAUAAAGAUGGACGACUGUCUACAAUGUAGGACGCAGCCUCCUCCGGGUUAGUGGAUGGGACUCAUUCUUAGAUAUUUUCCAGUUUCAUUUUAUUUACAGUCUAUGGAUUAAAGUCACAGCAGCACCUAGUUCUAUAUCUAUUUAUCUAUAUAUUCACUUCAGCAUGUUCACAUCAGACUUUAUAUAACGAUGGACGACACAACAUCUGCAUGACUCUAUCGGUCGUUAACCCGACUCCUCCAUGUUAGCAGAUGGGGC
Molecule: messenger RNA, 2313 nt
Organism: Paralichthys olivaceus (Japanese flounder)
Lineage: Eukaryota; Metazoa; Chordata; Actinopteri; Pleuronectiformes; Paralichthyidae
Source: RefSeq, a predicted model, not a curated record